AAGUAAUACCAACAAUAAAAACAGUCAUUCCCAACCAAAGAGGAUGUACGGAUGUGCAUACCAAUGCUGUGCCGCAUUUUUCACAUAGCAAUGAAAUUAGCGUUAGGCCGUGGGUGUCGCAGAACCGUACAGUAACCACAAAAUUAAAAGUCACCGUAAAGCAACGUGUCACUGCUGCCGUUUUGCGGCAAACGUCGGUUACGGUCCGGCCCCAAUCCAUCCAUCCACUCUCCCUCACGGUGAAGGACGGACACGCGUGUCUGUCUGGCCCGGCUCGACCUACAUUGACGCAAAACACCACGACCCGAUGUCCGAUGUUUUCCGGUAGAUUGUGAGUGAACGAGAAACCGUGUAAGAGAGAGAAAGAGGGAGAGAGAGCAAUACCGUGUUCCUGUUUUCUGCUCCGCAAAACCUUGCCCUUAUCGUGAGGAAAGUGCCAUACAGCAGUAACAGAAUUAAUUAGAGCAAAUUAUCAUCGAUAGCAAAUUCUGCCCCAAGUAAAAAAAAUUGCCAUCCAAACUCACGGACGGGAGGGGGUUCCCACUUUCAAAGCUAAGCUAAAAUGUGCAGCGCAAAUGAAAACAACGGCGCCACCUCGCCGACGGUACUUUCGGAAAAUCCUAGCGACUACGGUAGUAACUUAAAAAUAUUGGACUGCAACGAUCAAAUCAAAGAACUGCAGACAAUCAUUCGGGACAAAAACACCACGCGGAGCGACUUCAAAUUUUAUGCCGACCGGCUUAUUAGGCUGGUGAUCGAGGAAAGCCUGAACCAGCUGCCAUACUCCGACUGUUCCGUUAUCACACCGACCGGUGCCAUCUACGAUGGGUUGCGGUAUCGCUCGGGAAACUGUGGCGUCUCCAUUAUCCGAUCCGGCGAAGCGAUGGAACAGGGUUUGCGCGAUUGCUGCCGAUCGAUACGAAUCGGUAAAAUUCUGGUAGAAUCCGAUGCCGAAACGCAUGUGGCAAAGGUGGUGUACGCACGGUUUCCGGACGAUAUCGCCCGACGGCAGGUGCUGCUAAUGUAUCCCAUUAUGGCCACAGGAAAUACAGUCAUACAGGCGGUCAGCGUAUUAAAGGACCAUGGCGUCAAAGAGAACUCGAUCAUUUUGUCGAAUCUAUUCUGUACCCCAAUAGCUGCCCGUAUGGUUGUGACAGCUUUUCCCGACCUCAAGAUUCUAACGUCCGAACUGCAUCCGGUCGCACCAAAUCAUUUCGGACAGAAGUACUUCGGCACGGAUUGAGACACAGCAUACGGUUACAAGAAGCAAGCGUUUACAAUCCUUUAUCUCAGUUUGGCCAACCUUUGCGGUGUUUCCCAGAUGCAGGAACUUGUUUUUUUAAUACGUUCUGCUAAUGAGUAGGCGCUUUGCGUAAACGAAUCGAUGAAGGAAGGGAUGGCCCGAAACACGUAUCAACGAUGUCGCACGCAACGAUGUGGUACUUAGUUCACAAAAGUUCCGGCCCGCAUGCAUGUUCAAAUACUUAAAAUGGGCAGGGAAUGUAGAUGUGCUUACCUGUUUAAUUCAACCGUUGACUGGAGACUGGAUUGGACUGGUCGGGCUCUUGUUCAAAGCAAAACAGUAGUAGGCAAGCAGGGGGCAUGGGUUGCUAGGCAGCGGAACACUCCAGACACGGCACGGUUGCUAUACAUCGGUACUGCUGUAGUAGUGCUAAGCUUUAAAGUAAUGGAAUUAAGAGAGAGCAAAAGUGAAAUCACUAUCCCGAUACUAAUCCUUAACGUUCCCUCCCCGGGUUAGGAAGAAAUACGUUAGUACUGUAAUAAGGCAUAUAAAAUUGUUCAUAAUAUACAUACUUUUUAAAGUGGAAAA
Molecule: messenger RNA, 1831 nt
Organism: Anopheles funestus (African malaria mosquito)
Lineage: Eukaryota; Metazoa; Arthropoda; Insecta; Diptera; Culicidae
Gene: kri
Product: uracil phosphoribosyltransferase homolog
Exons: 4
Coding region: 563-1243 (226 amino acids)
Source: RefSeq, a predicted model, not a curated record